UGACAGAAAUCAAAAAGAGACAACUGAUUUCUCAUGACUGGACUUUUUGCCCCCCUUUAAUUUUGAAAUUGCAUUUUUUGCCGGUAGCUUUCAGAAGAGGCAACUAAACAAAACCAGCCAAUCAGCGCCGCGUCCUCAGCAUCCAGGAGCAGCGUUAUAAGGACUCAGCAUCACUUGGAGGAGCUGGAAGCAGUCCUGCGGGAAUCUGCGCGUCCGUGGAUUUCUCCUGGAUGGAUUAUAAUUUAGAAGUACUUUUCUCUUGAGGUCGCGUCGCUCCUCUUCACUUCGCCGCUCUCCAGUCCGGUCACACACGGUGAAUUAUCACCCGACCCGUUUACGUGUCUCGGUAUUGCGGUACUUUUGCUGACCACUUGCGGUAUAAAUGCACUGCUAGAAGAUCGGCUCCACUGCGCAAACGAACCCCCCGCCUCUGUUUACUGUCAGCCACUUUAAUCACUUUGCUCAACUGAAUAUUUGGACUAAUUUUGGAACAGAGCCUAGACAUUCUCAUCUCUUUUUUUUUCUUUGAUCUUGCUGUUUUUAUUUUUUUAUUUUGUAUCUUUGGUUGUACUUCAGACCCUCCCUCUCCUGCAUCUCAGCCCGUCACCCCUCCUCCACCGCUGCCCGUGAGUCAGUUCAAACAGCUGCAUAGAAGAUGUCUGCCCCAGAUGCUGCCCCAGCUGGAGCCCCUGGCGCUCCAGGAGCCCCUGGUGGAGAUGGCGCCCCAUCUGGCGGACCUCCCGCCCCACCCAAUACCUCCAGCAACCGCAGGCUACAGCAGACACAGGCCCAAGUCGAGGAGGUGGUGGAUAUCAUGCGAGUGAAUGUGGACAAGGUUUUGGAAAGGGACCAGAAGCUUUCAGAGCUGGAUGACAGAGCGGAUGCUCUCCAAGCCGGAGCCUCCCAGUUUGAAAGCUGCGCAGCCAAGCUAAAGAACAAGUACUGGUGGAAGAACUGCAAGAUGAUGAUCAUGAUGGGUAUCAUUGGAGUCAUUGUGGUUGGAAUAAUAUUCUUGUACUUCUUCUACUGAGCUCAGCCCAUCAACACAGAUGGAUAUGGACUUGAGAAUGACAUGAGAGGGAAGAGAAAAAAAGAAACCCAAGCGCCCCCUUUUAUCUGUCCUCUCCUUCCUCUCUUCACACAGUCUUCCAUCAAACCAUCUUGCACUUAUACAUGACAGUAGUGUUUAUAGGUGUCUCUGCUCUCUUUGUCCCCCUUUCCCUCCCUUCUUAUUGCUUUCUUCCAGUGUUUUGGCGUCAUGUCUCACUCACUCUCUCCUGUCUCUGCACCUCAUGUAUUAUUGAAGGACGCAGCAGGCAGAGUGAAAGAGGAAGAAAGAAAGGGAAGGAGGGAUUGAGAAAAUUCUUGUGACACAGGGGACUCGUGGGGCUAAGCCCUCUGAACGGAGCCAUGGGGGGGAAAUGUACAAUGUACAGUUGGUGAAUGUGUGCAGGGAAAUUGAACCAGAGUUUGCAGUCCUUUCAACCCCAGAUACGCCAAAGCUUGUUCAUAUUACCUUUUUUGAGAGUCCUACAUUUGUAAAUUGAUAUUGACAUACCUAACUAACGCACUCCUUCCAUCACAACUGCUACCAUUAUUGCUACUUACUAACAAAAGGUCAUGUUAGAAUAAGAUUCUGAACAUUUUUGUUGUAUGCGCGUGUGUGUAUUUGUGAUCCAAAGCAUUGUAGCCAGUAGCUUUUUCCAAGUUUAUGUGAUAGGCUUUUAUUCGUAACUUUUUUGUUUCCUUUCCUGCCUAACUUUCUCUUACAUAGUCUCUUAUUUCUGUAACGUCCAGUAGUGACAAUAAGAGAUAGAAAUUAGACAAAUGAAGAGACUGUGUGAGUAUAAGGAAAGGAAGAAGUGAUAGAGGGAAAGGUAGUAAAGUAUUGCAGCAUUUCUCUCCUGUAUGAAUAAAACAAACUUAAUUCUGGACUGAUAAGCGAUUAUUGAUAAAGUAGGUGUAUAACUAUGCUUCAUUUUACCUUGGUUUUUGUACCACAGGUGGUGGCAUAGUAAUAUGCACAGCAAGACAAGCAGCCACUUAUAGACAAUCUACUAUAUACAUGAACUGACUGCUGCGACCCAGAGGAAGGUCUCUUAACUCUGAUUUGGACAGAGUCACAGCCAUAGACAGAUGAAUGUGUAGCAUCACAUUUCAAACAGGUACAAAUGCCAACUUGCUUGGAAAGUUGUGCAGACAAAGCGUUUGUUUGAUUGUUGUUUAAGUUGACCUAAUCUUCAAAAAGCAGGAAAAUGGGAGAAAGGACAUGAUUUAGAAAAGCCCAGAGCCACCCGGCCCUCCCACUCCCCUCUCACUCACAUAUCUCACCUGUCACCUGCAGUAUGGUAACGGCCAAAGUGAGGUGUUUGUUUCUAACUUGCAUGGCAAACGGUGUCCAUAGUUUUGCCUUUUUGUGUGACCUGUGUAUCUGCCAUUUCUGAAUCUAACUGCCGACUGUACAUUUUUUUUUGUUAGUGGUUUAAAGGACCUGUGUAUACUGUCUUUCUGAUCUGAUAAUUACUGCUUAUGCAAUGCAAUGAUGCUCAAGAGUUUGCCAGAUUUGUUUAAUUUCACUUGCUUUUGAGAGAAAAAUAUUAUUCAGACUGCAAACAACUGCUACUAUAGUGAACUGUUAAAACAUGUAGUAUUGUAUGGAUAGAACAAUAAUACACAUCUGUCAGAUUAUGCUCCUGAAAAUGUGUUUAUAAAUUCUUUCAGGUUUUUGGGGGGUUGUUGGAUAUAAAAAAUAAUUUAAAAAAGAUUUUAUGUCUCUUAGGACUGAUUUUGAGAGUUGAUAAAAUUAAGAAAAUAUGAACAUCCUUAUGUGCAAAAUGCAUUUAUGCAUAAUUGUAACUGUUUGCCAUUAUCUGAUGAUACUGUGCAACAAUAUUAUGAGGUAAUUACCACAUGAGAUAGGACAACAUGUUUUGUGAUUUAAAACCUGAAGACGCAGUAUGAGAUGCAACUGGAUUUGCGGAAACAAAUGCAUGCUUACCACUUUUGC
This is a messenger RNA of Morone saxatilis (striped sea-bass), 3007 nucleotides long. RefSeq names its product synaptobrevin-like. Gene Ontology annotation, molecular function: syntaxin binding; SNAP receptor activity. The transcript has 5 exons. The record is from RefSeq and is a predicted model, not a curated record. Lineage: Eukaryota; Metazoa; Chordata; Actinopteri; Moronidae. Gene Ontology annotation, biological process: vesicle fusion; SNARE complex assembly; vesicle-mediated transport. Bases 656 to 1030 code for a protein of 124 amino acids. Gene Ontology annotation, cellular component: plasma membrane; SNARE complex.